This is a messenger RNA of Aspergillus caelatus, 2120 nucleotides long. RefSeq names its product transcription factor domain-containing protein. Gene Ontology annotation, molecular function: zinc ion binding; DNA binding. The record is from RefSeq and is a predicted model, not a curated record. The annotation marks the transcript as partial. NCBI's taxonomy places the organism in Eukaryota, Fungi, Ascomycota, Eurotiomycetes, Eurotiales, Aspergillaceae. The transcript has 6 exons. Gene Ontology annotation, biological process: DNA-templated transcription.
AAUCCAAAAAGGUAUUAGUCGGAAAAAUUCGCCUGCAGAAGAAGACACCCCAAGAAUGACGUCAGGGCUAGAUUCGAUGCAACAGAGUCCAACCUCAAUGUGAUAAAUGUGAAGCCAUCAAUGCAGAAUGUAUUUAUGUACCUCGAAAAGCUCGGGCAAAGAAGCAAAGUAAUCCCUCUGAAAAAGACCUUUUACUGGACAUACUCAGACGUCUCGAACGUCUAGAGGAUCACUGUAGGAUCAGUUCACAUAGUAAAGGUCAUGGCGGUGCAUCCCGCUCAAUGUCAACUUCGUCGGACAUCACUGGAACGAGACCGGCAAGCAUCGAUUUGCUACACGGUAGCCAGCCUCAAACGCCAAACACACAACCCGUGAUCCACAGCAUGUUGAACGGGAUAAAAGAUGAUCAGGCCAGGUCACUGCUUUCUUCCAAUGUGUUUUGUCAUUUGCGGAACGUGGAGUCUCGCCUUUUUGAGAACGAAACAUGUGUGAAAGCGGUAGAAACUGCCAUGGAAGAAGUUGAACGCCUGGAAAGUACACGAGAAAUCAACGUACUAGAUCCUCCUGUCAUCACUAAAGAAAUGGCAAAGAGGUGGGUAAAAUCAUACUACGAAGCCUACCAGUUCGAGGGUUUUCGAGUUCCUCUUGAGAAGAGCUUCGUCAUGUCUAUCCCUGACCUGUUGGAAAUACCCCACGUCCACAUGGACAGUACAUUGAAGAUCAUUUACUACAACAUACUCCUUCAAGGCAUCAUAUUAGAUUCGGAAUACCUUCCUGGGAGAGGUAAAAUCAUACAAUAUCUUUACCAGAGUAGUAUGAUGUUGGUAGAUGACUGGCUAUGUCAUAUCGAAAACACUCUCCCGAACAUGUUUGCAGCUUUUGUUAUGAUAUCGAUGACGCUCGAGGGCUGUAAUAGCGAAAUGUCCUGGAAGAUUUUCGGCUAUGCCUGUAAUAUUGCUCGGGCUCUGGGAUUCUUCUCCGUCGAUGAACAAUCGGACGGACAAGAUCCUCAGUCUGUGUCGCAUAGUAGCAGUGAAAGUGAGGUGGAUAAAAAUCGAAAGCGAUUCGAAUUUUGGCAUCUUCUGAGGAUGGAUUGUCUGUUCCGUCUAUCCUUUGGCAAACCGGCCCUCAUACCCGGUGGGUCAUGGACAGUAAACUUCCCUGAUCCCACCAUUACCGGUGUUGAUGAUGCGUCGACGCGCUUUAUCCAGAUUCAUUUCCUAGCAUCGAUGCGUCUCACACUAACUCUAUUGAAAUACUUGGACUUGGAUGUUGAAAUGCAUCAAGAUACGGAUGUGUCUGAUCAGGCGCUCGAUGCCCUCAUUGCAGAAGUGCAAGCGAUCAUGUCAGACUGGAACGCGGAGGAACUUUUCAACAGCGCCACUAAUCAUGUUGACACUUGGUUCAGUGCGGAUAUCCUAUUCAGUAGCUACAAGAUGCUCAUCGUCUUCACGCAGUCCAAGAGGUGCAACCAGAGCAGUCAAUUCCUGCCAAGGCACACUGUAGAUGUCGCGAGGAAGUCUUUGAAAAUGUUUCAGUCUCUAAUGAGUGCGGAACUGCACGCGUACUGGGGUAUCAGUCUCAUACUACUGCACCAAUUUAUCCCGUUCUUUAUUCUUUGCGCGGAUAUUAUCGGAUCUCACAGAUACGAGCUCGAGGACGACUUCAUUCUGGUGUCCUGGCUUAACGACUUUGUGGACAAGGCAGCGGAGGAACGACCCGAGCUACGGCCAGUUGCUGCUAUAGCAAAGGCGAUGACCAUAGCUUGCCAACAAAUACAACUCCCCACUAGCUAAUUCUGUAGGGGUUACUAGACAUGCAGAUGACUGGGCUUAAGCUCAAGGUUGAGCUCCUCUGCCCUUGGUUUAGGCCGGAGAUUACUCAUAGUGGGACUCAUUGUGCCCUGUUGUCGUCUUCAGCUAACAUCGAUGACAUCAAUCAAUAAUUUAGUACCGGUUGACCAAAAAGCGCACCUAUGGUUGGACCUCCUAUAUGGACGACAUCCUUGCGAGUAUCCAAAAAGCGUAACAAAUUCCACUUGGUAUAUCCUAGACACAAAGAUCAUGGAGGUUAGGCUUGGAACCCCGAAGCGUGGCGUAUGGGCGCAUAGGGGCUCUCUU